This is a messenger RNA of Drosophila albomicans, 1599 nucleotides long. Its product is annotated as cAMP-dependent protein kinase catalytic subunit. The record is from RefSeq and is a predicted model, not a curated record. Bases 1 to 1581 code for a protein of 526 amino acids. NCBI's taxonomy places the organism in Eukaryota, Metazoa, Arthropoda, Insecta, Diptera, Drosophilidae. The transcript is spliced from 2 exons.
AUGAGCCCCGCGGCUGGCAUAACGGCACCGCUGCCACUGGAAUUGAGCGAGUUGCCACUGCAGCAACAGCAGCAACAACAUCCGUAUCACUAUCAGCAACAACAUCAGCAUCACACGAGUAGCAAUUAUUAUGAGCCAGCAGCAGAGUCGUUGUCGCUGUCGCAGUCGGAGGCGUUGUCAGGAUUAGCAGGAUAUACACAACAUUAUUAUGGGGCAGCAAAUAGUGCUGCUGCAGCUGUUGUUGGCGGCGCGGCGACGACACAAACGCUCCAGGAUGAGAAUGUUGGCAUCGGCAUCGUCGGCGGCGGCGGUGUUGGCGGCGGUGUUGGUGUUGGCGACAUUGGCGACUUGGCAGCACCAUAUGCAAAUUAUGAACCAAAAGCUGAAGCCAUCAAUGCCGCAGGCUUUGUGCCAACGACCGCACUACAUGGCUACAACAACUACGAGAGCUACAGCAAUUACAACAACUACAACAACUACAACGGCUACAACAACAGACUGCACUCAGAUGGCAAAAUCGAUUUUGUCAUUAAUACGGCAAAUUACGAGCUCGAUGGCAAUGCCGACCAUCAACAACAACAACAACACCAACAGCUACAACAACAGCAGCUGCUGCGAAGUGAGCAGCCAACUCCGGCAGCCAUCUACUAUCAGAACUAUGGCGGAUAUCAGGCGACGCUGCCGCUAUCGCUGCCUCAGGCUGGGCCACCGCUGCCGCCACCGCCAACGCCACUGCUCGAUUAUCCUAUUGAGCAAUUUUCCAAUUAUCGCCAUACGUCCGCAGGGAGCGACAGAGAGCAGCAGCAACAGCAGCAGCAACAACAGCCGCUUCAGCAGCAGCUGGAAAAGGUGGCGCCACAGCCGCGGCAAUUGAACGAUGACAACGGCAUGGUUUAUGCCGGCAGCACGCAACGUGCCACACUUGCUGUGCAACAGCAGCAACAGCAACAGCAGCAACAGCAGCCACAGCAACAACAGCGACAACAAAGACAACAGAGCAAUACACAUUUCCCUGUACAGGAUCAACAACUGGCCGCGCGGCACAUUGUCGAUCUGCCAGGCCAAACAGGCAACAGCCUUGCCCCAAGCGGAGGCUCAGCCAUUGGCAACUCGCUGCCACCCAUAACAACAAGCGUGCAUCACACGCCUUCGAGCAGCAAAGCGAUUGCCGGACUGCCGCUCUCCAAGCACAUUGAGGUGACCAAACAUGUGCCCGUCACCCACUAUCAGAAGCAACAUGUGCCCUACAAGCAGCCGGUACCAUUGCGUGUGCCACGCCCCCUGAUCACCACCAUACCCAAGCCGAUUCCCAUUCGGGUGCCAGUGCCAAAGACCGUGACAGUGCCGCAAUUUCAAGAGGUCAAGAUACCCGUGGAGAAAGUGAAGCCGGUGGCUGUCGAGCGUCCAGUUCCCUUUGUGGUGGAACGACGUGUUCCAUAUCGGGUGGAGAAACCCGUUGCCACGCCCAUGUACUAUCCGUAUCCCAUCAAAGUGCCCAUCAUACGCACAGUGGUGCAUAAGCAGCGACCUGGACACAAGGGACAUCGUCGCUGGGCGGCUCUCAAUCAGUUGUUGGGUUAGCUUUAAGUUUAAGUGUAU